This is a messenger RNA of Varroa destructor (honeybee mite), 5235 nucleotides long. RefSeq lists its product as uncharacterized. The record is from RefSeq and is a predicted model, not a curated record. Gene Ontology annotation, biological process: regulation of DNA-templated transcription. Gene Ontology annotation, molecular function: RNA polymerase II cis-regulatory region sequence-specific DNA binding; DNA-binding transcription factor activity, RNA polymerase II-specific. Lineage: Eukaryota; Metazoa; Arthropoda; Arachnida; Mesostigmata; Varroidae. Gene Ontology annotation, cellular component: nucleus.
UAGUCUAUCACACUGCUGCCACCUAAAACUGCAUAAUCUUCAGAAGAGUUCCCAUUGUGUCAAAUUAUACACCUCUUUGAUAGCAUUACGGACAAUUAAUUAUAAGGAAUUAAUAAAGCAAGUGUCUAUUUUAUCCAGGUAGGAAUUCGAAGGUUAAACUCAGCUUUCUUUGGUAGCGCGUUAACCUUCACCGUCCACUAAGUUAUUUUGAAAUUAUAGGUAUAAGAUUACAUUAUCAGCAAUGAUUAUUCGUAUACAGUUGCAAACUAUUGAAUUGGACUAUCUUGUAGUAGGUGCCAACUUUGUUUUUAAAACUUAGCAUACUGCAUCAAAAGCAUUUUAAUGAACUUCAGACAUUUUCUUGAUGCAGCUGCUGUAUACUACUAAGUCAACCACACCCUCAAUGUAUAUCUGACGUUUAAUAACGUGCACGGCAUUUGCGUUAAAACGUUAAAACGUGCGUUUUAAUAAUUAAUUUUACGUCCGGUACGACCUUCAAGCAUUGCUUCCAACAGCUAGCUUCCAGCGUGAAACGAAGCGUGUUUACUCGACUGCCCGGUUUCAAAUCCAGACUACCUUGCGUAUCUCUAAGCCUAAUAGAUAAACACGUAACCAACGCACCAUUUAUAGUCUGCUAAGUUAUUCACAUCUGUUCACCCGCACUACCCUUUCCCGAGCAGCCAGCCUGUUUGAAUAGCCCGCCUUUUCCCGGAGCGCCGUUAAUAUUGCUCCGCGGAGCAGACCCUCCCGCUGAUUUGAAAUGGCGCGAGCGGCCUCGGCAGCUCACAUACAGGCUGGAUAAAGCUCGUACGAAUCACGACUAGCAAGCGCGUCCUCUCAAAAUUUGUCGGACAAAAGGUCGAUUCAGUCCAGUCAUUUAUGUGCAAAAUCUCUUCGCGUGCCAAGGACUAGUGCCGUGGCCAACAUUGCCGAGAUGGGUGUUUAAGAGGAACGCUUUUAGGUGCAGUGCAACACACCUAACAAAGUGCCUGCUAAAGUUCAUAGGCCUUUAAUCUACCGACACUGGUCAAAACCAUGAAUUCAACAUCCUCAAUGAUGAUGUUAGACGAUUUUGACGACAGCAGCUACGACGACGAAAGUUUUCGGAACGUGUCGAGCUCGAGUACUAACAAAAGCAAGAAUUCAGCUCGUUGGACAAAAGAGGAAGAUGAACUUCUGAAGCAGCUCGUGCAGUCUAUAGGUCAAAAUCGUGAUUGGGCUGUUAUUGCUUCACAUUUCUCGGAUCGGUCGGACGUUCAGUGCCAGCAGCGAUGGCAUAAGGUCGUCAAUCCGGAACUUGUCAAGGGCUCCUGGUCGAAAGAAGAAGACGAGAAAGUUGUAGAACUUGUUAAAAAGUACGGACCGAAACGCUGGACCGUAAUCGCCAAACACCUUAAAGGUCGAAUCGGCAAGCAAUGUCGAGAGCGAUGGCACAACCAUCUUAAUCCGAACAUUAAAAAGAGCGCGUGGACACGUGAGGAAGAGCAUGCGAUUAUCCAGUACCAUUCGCAGCUGGGCAAUCAAUGGGCGCGUAUCGCCAAAUUGUUGCCAGGUCGGACCGAUAACGCUAUUAAAAAUCAUUGGAAUUCGACACUGAAAAAACGCGUCGAAGGUGGUGAGAAUUCGCGGUCAUCUAAGCGAAAAUCUCAGUCGAAACGUCAAAAUUUAGGCGAACUUGGCAUGGGAACAAAUUCGGGGCCGUGUGACGCCAGCUUGUCAGGAAAUACGUCAUCGAUGGUUUUGCAGGAUACAACAAAUCUCCAGAAAGCGGAGACGUUGGACGAGUUCUAUCCUACAUCUUCGACAGAUUCAAUGCAGCCGGUAUGGCAGCAGGAUGACUUCUUUAACGUGAACAACACAAAUAUGGGCGGACUUCCAAGAUGUGGAAUGGGCGUCAAGAUGGACGAACACGGACAACGAAUGGCAACUUCUACAGCCGUGAUGAGUACUGCUUGUUAUCCAUCGCCGUCGCCGGCUAAAAGUGAUGACGUGAACCACAUGCUUUCGCCCCUGAAUGAUAUCAAAGUUGAAGAGCUACAGGAUAUGGAGGAGGACUACAAUGAGAAUAAUCAGGAUAACAUGAUUUCACCUUACGCACAGCAAUACGAUUUGCGACCCACAAUGCGUAAAGAACACCAGAGCUACCUGAUGGCAGAUAACCUUCCUCAACGGUGCCUUCAAACGCCUCCCAUUCUCAAACGGCGAAGACCGACUCAACUCGAUGAAACGACUUCGAUAUCUGGCAAUAACGCAGCCCCCGUCUUACCCACUUCACAAGUGACACUUCGGCCCGGUGGUUAUGUUAAAUACGACAUACCAAUGCCAACGUCGUGUACGUUUUCACCCUCACAAUUCCUCAAGCAGCCGCAAACGCCGUCCUCUUCCGGGCCGCCUCUGGACACGUCCGUGUUAUCGUCUCCCCCUAGCCCAUCUGCGAUGCUGUGCUCAACGCCUAAAACUGCCCCCCAGCCACGGACACCGUCAAAACGAGAUAACGCUACUACUCCCCGAACGCCGACACCUUUUAAGCGAGCGCUGGCUGAAAUUGAAAAGAAGAGGACGAACACAGGGCCGACCCUUGACGAACUCGAUGACCUGAUCACACCUGUGGCAGGCCCUCAGGCAGUUUUUGUAGCCACUUGCAAUCAGCUUGGUCAGUCGGAAAAAGAGAACGGAUCCGUUCAUAGUGGCAAUGGCUCGUCAGGUGGGCCGGGUCCUCGUAAAGCUCGCAAAUCUUUGCAUCAAUCCUGGGCUAACGAGAAGCUUCCACCUGUUAAUGAAGACUAUCUUUAUCCAGAAACACCAAGCAAGACACUCAUUGGCGAUAGCUCCGUACAUUUUGCUCAUUCCCCACCUCAAAUACUGAGAGAAGCCUUGAUCGAAAGAAACCCGAACGUCGAUCUCGAUCACUGGUCAACCAACUCAAGUACUAUGCAAAGUCAUGGAAAUUCGAUGAUUCAACAACACAAGUACAAGAAGCGACUCGAGCCGCUGAUUGCUGCCUCGCAGGAAAACAUUGCCAAUGCACCCUUCGGCGCUGUGCUAACCGGCAAAACACGGGACCAGCUCGCGCUGACGGAACAAGCUCUUUACUACAUGCAUAGAAAACCACCAAGACCGCUUGACCUCUGAGCAGCGCCUUCAAUCAUGCUACGCAAAGAAGCUCCAGCGAACAUUUUUAGAGGCUUUUAGCCAGACGUAUACACAAAAUCAACUAGCAACUAAAGAUCAAUUGUCCAGUUAACGGUAUUGGGUCAGCUAUCGAAAAUGGAGCUGUUCAUUCGACGAUAUUCAUGGGUCGAUAGCCGAGCUAGUUUUCCAGUGCUGCUUGCAGGAAGUCGUACGAUAUCGUUAAGUGUAGACUUUCAGAUGGAAGGGGAAACACCGAAUGGACCCCAAAGCGUGCUUUUCCAAAAGAUCACUCCUAUGGAGUGACUAUUGCGCAAUUCCCCUUCAAUUUCAACAUACACCUUCCACCUUGAGUAUAUUCUACAUAUAUAUAUAUAUAUAUAAUUAAUGAAAAGCUGCACCGAUGAGCAGUAAGACGGAGGACCGAAUAUCAUGGACGAGCAAUUCUCCUGUGUAACUUUUUUUAUGGAGGGUUCAAAGGUGGCUAAAUCAAUUCAACGUUGGCAAAUCGUCAUAAUGAGCAUAAUUAGGAUCUUUGCCUACGACACGCUUCUGCAUGGUGUCGUUGAUGCUGCAUUAGUCCGUGUACAAAGUAUAUGUCGAAGUUGUGUUUCUUUCACAAAGGAAACAAAAGGAAUUCGAGACCUACUCGAAAAACACACAGAGCACGGUAGAACAUGUCUACAGACCUUUGCUAGGAUUUGGACCUGUUGACAGUUUCGCUGUAUAUUGUGAACAAGUGAAUUUGCUGCGAAGCAAAGGCAGCCUAGUUUUGUAUCAGUUAGUUACAUAGUAAGCCGGUCCGUUUGUUUAAUAUCUGCUAGUUUUAUUUUUGUUGUUGUACCUUCUCCGGGCCAAACCUAGCAAGGGCAGACGUACUUCUGCCACGGUGGUUUUACAACCCAAUGAGCACUAAGUCACAGAAAACUAUUGUUACCCUUUACGUAGAACUUCUGCAUUGCUUUAUUACGUAAACAAAUAAUAAAUAACUGUUAAUUUGAGAAAAAGGAGAAUUGCGAUGGUAAUAAUAGUAGUAAUAACCAUAAAAGUAUCAUAUCCCUGUGCUAUAUACCGUGAUACGGGAGCGUGCGUUAAAGAGCGGCGCGAUUAAUGUCGAUGACAAAAUUUUUGUUUGGAAUAGCGUGGCGUCAGAUACGAUGACGCUGUCCGUCGGAUUCUAACAAACGGAGCUUAUUUCGCUGGCCUCCAUAUAUCAACAUAAAAUUCUUACUCUGCUUUUGGUUACUCGACCACAAAAACAUAGCGCAGUUAAGUGGGAAUAACGUCCGAUCUCCCGUCAGAAUCGAAAUGUAAGAUCCGAUUCAGAAUCAAGUCAAUAAUAAUUUUGGCGAUAAUGCCGAUCUGCUGUAACUCUGACAUAGGAUCUAUGCUGCAGCGGCUAUGUGCUAAAAUCUAUGGGAUCCCAGCACAGAACGAAGCAUAAUGUGCUGGCAGAAAAAUGCAAACUCGGUGAUCUGAUCAAUAGCGCCACGCGGCCGUAUAGGAUGUUGUGCAGUUUGCGGUCGUGACGCUCAAUCAAUAACGUAUGUAUACAACGUAAGAAUAUAGAAACGACCAACGUGAAUGCUGGCGUUUGAUUGUGGUUUGAUUGUUAUUAUAUAAUGAACACAUCAGAUGACUAUAUAUAAAUAUCUUUAUAUUAUAAUUUUGAAAACGUUUUCUUCCUGUAUACACGUGGUACAUAUUUUUAUCUACACGAGGAAUAUAUGCACGAUGAUAAAUGUUCACGCGAUGUCAUCGGUCACAACUUAAAGUGAGUUUAUGUUGUUCUGAACACUGUUUGAUGUUUGCGUAUAAAAGUAAAGCAAGGGAAUGAAUAUGUCUUGUAUAGGACGUAUUGAGACGUACUUUAUUUCUGUCGAUGACAAUAAUAUGACAGAAGGCAACAUCAGUAUUAGAUGGGGAAGUUGCACAAAACACACUUAAGAAAGGCUAGACGAAAACACAUUCUUAGUGAGUGCUUUUAAUUAAAAUAAUUAUGGGUGGCGGACAAGACCUGCAGGAAAUGCUCGCAAAAAUAUUUCCUGAAAGUAGCGUAUACGAAUAAUCUUAUUAUUAUAACAAGCAUAAUAAUUAUUAUCAUUA